UAAAUGGAGUAUCAGAGCAGAGCUUCUCCUCCUCUGUGCACUCCUGGCUCAUCCCCCUCCCCUCCACCACAUUUGGUCAGACAUGGCAGGCCAUCAGAAAAUCAACUUGUUCCCACUCCACCUGUUCAAAACACUAUUAAUCUGCUGCUGUCCAAUAAAAGGCUCAGCUCUCAGCGAGGAGCCAAUAAAACGCCGUAAAAGCUGCAAGACCCCGGCCAAUCCCAGGCUGCAUUCUAAUGUGGCCUAUCUUUAUCAAGGUGCCUCUCCAUUUCCACAUAUUUAUGAUUUUUGAGAAGAGAGACGGCAGCAGGGACAUUUUGUUUAGGAAAUUCUGAAUCUGGGGGGGUCACCUGAGACCUCAGAUAUGGGAUUAUUACAGAUUGCGAAUGGUUGAAAGGAGGUGCAGGGCGAGAGUGAAGAGCAUAUGCGCUGCUUCAUAAUUUCUGAUGUGGUAGAAACUUGAGUAUUUUGUUAAAAUUCAGAUUAUUGCUUUUCCUUAAAUUAAAAUAUCCAGGGACAGAAGUGUGAACCUUAAUCCAGACAUCCUCUGUGGGCGACUAAUUCCUCCUGGACCCAUCAGAGGUCUUUUCCUGGAUCUUACUGGAUGCGUUACUGAGACCUGGAGGCAGACUCACAGUCCUCCCCAUGGAUCCAAACAUCCAGGGGUCUUUCCUCUUCAACAACAGCCUGAACCAGUUCCCCUCGGACCUGAAGGCCCCGGUGUGUCAGUACUCAGUGCCAAACUCCUUCUACAAGCUGAACCCGGGCCUAAACAGCCAGCUGCAGGCAGGGACCCCGCAUGGCAUCAGUGACAUCCUGAGCCGCUCCAUGGUGGGGAUGGGUUCCACGGGCACCACCACCCUGCUGUCCGGAUACUCCACCAUGGGAGGGUUCGGACCCUCCGUCACCAGCACGUCCGUGUACUACAACCGAGACUACAACACCAACCUGGGCGGCUUCUCCAAACCGGGCGCUGAGUGCCCCAUGAAGGGUCGCAGUGUGAGCUGCUGGGCGGAGAGCAGCUGUGAGUGGAGAGGAGGGAGGCAGCAGUGCAGCAACAACAGUGAGUCUGCAGAAAACAUCCAUAUGUCAGGAAGGAAGAAACACACCAGACCCACAUUCAGCGGGCAUCAGAUCUUUGCUCUGGAGAAAACAUUCGAACAAACGAAGUACCUCGCCGGCCCUGAGAGAGCCAGACUGGCUUAUUCCCUGGGCAUGACAGAGUCACAGGUCAAGGUGUGGUUCCAGAACCGACGUACCAAGUGGCGGAAGAAGAGCGCCUCAGAGCCGAGCUCCACGCAGGUCAGCCUGGCGGGGCAGGGCGGUGAGGCCUCGGAGAACGAGGUGGAGGAUGAGGAGUACAACAGGCCCCUGGACCCGGACUCUGACGACGACAAGAUCCGGCUGCUGCUGCGCAAACACCGCAGGGCCUUCUCCGUCCUGCGGCUCGGGCCUCAUCACGUCUGAUACAUGCGCGCGCACUCAUCUGCAGCAGCUCUGCAUGAUUUGUUCAUUUUUGACCGCAAAGUUAAAACAAUGUGCAUUUAAGCAUGUUCAGCAGAGGUCAGCUAUGGUCACUCAGCAAAUGAGGGUUUAACAAACAAACAGGCAGUGUAAAAAUUAAGCUAAAGACUUUUAUAAGUUACUGUUGGAGUUCAUUUAUGGUCUUUUUAUUGUUACAGUUAAGGCUGUCAGCAUAAAUGCAUUAACAUUAUAAAUUAGUGCAUUCAUUUUUUAAUCAUGAUAAAUGGUGUGCUUUAUUGUUCCUCUCAGUGCAAGUCCAAGACCGUCUCAGAAGCCCCCUGUUGCAGAAACCCUGUUACUGAAUGGAAAUACGCACUAAAACUUUCAAAAAUAAAAUCAGAUUAAACUUUUAGGAUCAAGGUAAGGGUUGGAAUACCAAAAGCCUGGCCUGCAAAACCUGUUUACAAAAUGUUUAAUAAAGCCGAGUUAACAGUCUGCUUACAGGAAAAAGCAUUCUAACUUAGCAAGCUUAGCUUACAUAACUCUGUUAGCAGCGUAAGCUACGUAGCUAAUGUAGCCAAAGCCCUGCUCACAAAAUACAUUGAUAUCAGUGAUGCUACUGUUAGCUGCAUAAGCUUUGGCUAUGUUUGCUAAGACUCAUGUUGCUAAAGCUAACAGCUACAUUGGUUUACAUAGCAAUGUUAGCUUUAGCUACAUUGCUGAAGCUCAUGUUGCUUAAGAUGUCUUAUCUACAUUGGCUUAUGUAACAACACAAGUACUUAGCUGUAGAUGUUAACUUUAGGUAAAGUUAAAAUAGCUAAAGUUAGCCACUGUUCAUCUAACUACUUCUAAAACGGGUCUGUACAUAAUUCAAUCCCAGAUUAGGCCUCUGACCUUUUUCUCUGUUUCAUUUAUGAAAUGUUGGUCUGUAAUGUUUGCAAUAAAGCUGUCAGGGUUCAUCACCAUUAACCACCAUCCACAAUUGGCUCACUAUUUUUUUUUUUAAUUUGAUUAAUCACAUGCAUAUUUUUGCUUUUAACAGGCAUGAUUAAGUCACUGCAGCAUCUCCCUGUCAUGUAAAAUAAGUCCACCACUGCUCUUUAAUGACUUAUUUUAAUUUAAAAAAACUCACAGAGCUCAGUUAUCUUUUUACUGUUCAAAAUCUUCAACCUACCUAUAAAGGUGGCUCUGUAUUAAAACUGGAAGUCGGUUACCCUUAAGUUAAGGAAAGUAGAAAAAUUCAAAAUGAAACAAAAACAGUUAUUAAUUUAAAAAAAAAUUAAUUUAUGGAACACAACAAAAAGGUGUUUAAUCGCAAUUAACUAGCUGAAUCCUGAUAUUGGUCGCAAUUGAAAAUGUUAGUCUUUUGACAGCCCUAGUUUGCAAUGUGUUUAUUUCAUUAAUUUAAUUGCCAGUCUUUGUUUAUGAAUCAAGUUGAAAUUUAAAAAAAUCUAAAACUGUAAAUAUAUUGUGGCAAGAGGGGUGUCUGAGAUCUACAGUCUGCAGCCAGACCCUUUUCCAAUGAUUAAGCCUCUGUACAUCUUUCUGCUACUUAAAGUGGUGGUCAGAGGUCAUCUUUACCUUGUGUUAUCAAACAUUUACAUUUUUACUGUUCUCUUAUUUAAUUUUCAAUCCAUAUCAGGUUCCUUUUUUCUAUCAUUAUGCACACUCUGUCCAGAGUUCCUAUUUAUUUAUUUAUUUUCCAGAAUAAAAGCAGAUCUGUAUCCAAACAGGAAGUCGGUUACCCUGAGUUUAAGACAGUACAAAAUGCAACAAAAAAAAAAAAAACCUUGAUAUUGAAAUGCAACAAAGAGUGGAGAUUAAUUAUGAGAUUAAUUGUGAUUAAAAAAAUCUAAUUGUUUGACAGCCCUAGUUACAGUAUGUUGGAGGACUGUUAUUUUGUAUUUAACAAGGAAAUUACAUAAACACUGCAUGGUGCUACUAAUAAAUUAUGAGUUAUCUGAACUUUUUCAUGUUGUCUUGUUUCACAUUAUGAAAUUAAAUGAUUAUUUUGUGCUUGUUUGAAUAAAAUCAUUUUGAAAACCACAUCAAGUGACAUACAAAGCUUAAUUAGCUUGUUUUAAACAUCAGCAUUAAUCUAACCAGGAAAGCCUCAUUGAG
This is a messenger RNA of Cheilinus undulatus (humphead wrasse), 3585 nucleotides long. RefSeq names its product NK6 homeobox 3 (gene nkx6-3). The record is from RefSeq and is a predicted model, not a curated record. Bases 646 to 1467 code for a protein of 273 amino acids. Gene Ontology annotation, biological process: regulation of transcription by RNA polymerase II; cell differentiation. The transcript is spliced from 3 exons. Lineage: Eukaryota; Metazoa; Chordata; Actinopteri; Labriformes; Labridae. Gene Ontology annotation, molecular function: DNA-binding transcription factor activity, RNA polymerase II-specific; RNA polymerase II cis-regulatory region sequence-specific DNA binding. Gene Ontology annotation, cellular component: nucleus.